Chara braunii is the source of this 1566-nucleotide messenger RNA. The record is from the annotation of a GenBank genome assembly. NCBI's taxonomy places the organism in Eukaryota, Viridiplantae, Streptophyta, Charophyceae, Charales, Characeae.
GCUCAUGUGAUGAACCCUUAGGAAUAAAAGAGAUCGUAGACGACUCCCAGAUCAAGCGUGCUCGCAACCGUACGGGGCGAUUGUCUGCUCUCUGCGCAAGGUUGCGCUGUUGGGAAUUUGAAGUCGCACACCACAGCGUUUGAAGCGAACGCAGUGCCAGUCGCAAAGAUGGGUCGUUUUUCUGCGGCCUUGGCCGUUGCCAGCUUGGUUUUUCUGGCUUGCGCCCUCCAUGUCGCAGAUGCCAAGAAGCCAUGUGCCUGCGCCCCUGGGACGAAGCGCUGCUGUAAGGACGGUCCCUGCCUCAAGUGCUGCAAGGAUUGUGAUUGCGGCCCCGGGAAGAAGUGCGUCAAGGGAGACUGCAAGCCGUCGUGCGGCUGCCCGGCUGGACUGAAGCGAUGCUGUAAGGACGGCCCCUGCGUGAAGUGCUGCAAGGACUGCGAUUGCCCCAAGGGGCACAAGUGCGUCAAGGGACAGUGCAAGUCCCCUUGCGGCUGCCCGACUGGGCUGAAGCGCUGCUGCAAGGACGGUCCCUGCGUGAAGUGCUGCAAGGAUUGCGAUUGUCCCAAGGGGCACAAGUGCGUCCACGGAAAGUGCAAGCCCUCGUCCUGCCCCAAGGGACUGAAGCGCUGCUGCAAGGACGGUCCCUGCGUGAAGUGCUGCAAGAACUGCGAUUGUCCCCGUGGGCAUAAGUGCGUCAAGGGACAGUGCAAACCCUCGUGCGGCUGCCCGCUUGGACUGAAGCGCUGCUGUAAGGGCGGUCCCUGCGUGAGGUGCUGCAAGAAUUGCGAUUGUCCCAGCGGUCAGACCUGCGUCAAGGGACAGUGCAAGCUUCCAUGCUGCCCCAAGGGACAGAAACGUUGUGUGCCCUGCGGUCCGUGCAAGAAGUGCUGCAAGGAUUGUGACUGUGCCCAGGGAGAGAAGUGUGUCCUGGGAGAGUGCAAGCCUUGUGAAAGUGCAACGGUCACAAGUGCAACGGUCUCGCUCUCACCGAUUGAGCCAACUCCAUGAGGGAAGUGCUGCAAUGGUCAUCAUGGUGGGCGCUGGAAGAAGUGCGGUCAGUGACAGGGCAAGCCUGUGUGAGGGCAAUGAGCGGCGCCCCUUGUCCGUUCAGUAGAAGGGUAAAUGCAGCGUAAUUGCUUUCCGUUGAGCAGCAUUAGUACAAACGGACGUUACGGUAGUGCCGAUGCUGAGUCUGCAGUACGCUUUGUUGCAAACGAGCUUGCUUACCUUACUGUGGUUCUGAACUACCCGCGGGCUCUACAGCUUGGGUUGAACGAUGUGACAGAUUUAGCGGCCGAGCCGCUGAAGUUCGGCUCGGGCUUCCAACAGCGGGAGUUGUGGAAAAGGCGUAGUGCACAGAGCGACGGCAGUGUGCUCUUGGCUUCCCUCGCAGUCAUGGGUGACCCUCUAUGAGGCCUUGACACGGCUGUCCGGAAUUGAUUGGUGAAGAGAGGAGACCGAACCUGUUCCUAUUUUCAGAUCAUUGUCCUUCGCCCCAGCAGACCCGGCCGGAUCUGCUUUAUUGUUUUGCUAUCGUAAUAAUAACAAUGAAAGCAUUUUCUCAUU